Molecule: messenger RNA, 2844 nt
Organism: Astyanax mexicanus (Mexican tetra)
Lineage: Eukaryota; Metazoa; Chordata; Actinopteri; Characiformes; Acestrorhamphidae
Gene: rnd2
Product: Rho family GTPase 2
Exons: 5
Coding region: 527-1228 (233 amino acids)
Biological process (GO): small GTPase-mediated signal transduction
Molecular function (GO): GTP binding; GTPase activity
Source: RefSeq, a predicted model, not a curated record
UGAAAAAGUGACCAGUCAUGAAAGUGCUCCGCGCGGCCACACACAAAGGAAUGAAUGAGAACAAAGGCGAGGAAUUAGCGCCAUCUGGGGAUUUGAUUGGACGGCGGGGGUUCUGUGGGUGUGGUUAUGCAGAUUAAGGGGCGGGGUGCGACCCACUCGCCAGACUGGAGACGCGAAGUGUCAAAAGGGAGCGAGCGCGGUGUCACCGUGGGAAAGGAGAGGCUGCGCGUGCUCUCUGUCUCUAUACCUCUCUCUUUCAUAUAGUUCUCUUUUCUUACUCUUUCUACCGGUUUUUUUUUUUUUGCUUUUUUUCCCCCCUCUCCCUUGUUUUUUGUCCUUUUUCUCUCUCUCUGACUCAGUUCUCUCUGGAUUCAGACAGACAGCUGCACUCUGUCCGCGCUCGUCUCGCUCUCUCACUCCCUCAGGACUAUUUUACACUUUCUGCCCUCCCACCUUCUCACCCACCGCCGCUGCUGCUGCUGCUGCUGACAGCGGUCUCCCCGGUGGUCGCGGUCCGGAGCGGGUGAUGGAAGGGAAGGGCAGCCGCUGUAAGAUCGUGGUGGUGGGCGACACUCAGUGUGGCAAGACGGCGCUGCUGCACGUGUUCGCUAAGGACAGCUACCCUGAGAGUUAUGUGCCCACCGUCUUUGAGAACUACACAGCAAGCUUUGAGAUAGACAAACACCGGAUUGAGCUGAAUAUGUGGGACACGUCAGGCUCCUCCUACUAUGACAACGUGCGACCGCUGGCAUAUCCAGACUCUGAUGCUGUACUCAUCUGUUUCGACAUCAGCAGGCCAGAGACUCUAGACAGUGUCCCAAAGAAGUGGCAGGCUGAGGCUCAGGAGUACUGUCCUAAUGCUAAGCUAGUGCUGGUUGGCUGUAAGCUUGAUAUGAGGACAGAUGUGAGCACCUUACGAGAACUGUCCAAACAGCGCCUCAUACCCGUCACACACGAGCAGGGAAGUCUGCAGGCGCGAGAGCUCGGCGCAGUCGCGUACGUGGAGUGCUCGUCGCGCAUGUGUGUGAACAGUGUCCGGGACGUCUUUCACAUCACCACACUCGCCUCGGUCAGACGACCCGCCCCCGGACUCAAGCGCAGCUCAUCCCGCCGCGCCCUCAAACGCAUAUCCCACCAGCCCCUUCUGCCAAUCAGCUCUCGGGCCACACCCCUCGAACCCUCCCCCACUCUCAGAAAGGACAGAGCCAAGAGCUGCAUUGUCAUGUAGAAAAUGAGCCAAAACACACACAAACACACACACACACACACACAUACUUUAACACAUUUAGCUGUGUUCUGAUCUCAUCUUUGUAAAAUGGGUUCUCACAGCUGCUGUCUAUUUAUGAGACUCUUCUGGUCGUACAUCACGUCCGAUUACGACCCAUUAAAACUGUAUAGAUGUGUGAACAGGUUCCACAGAGGACUAUUUAUUGACCCUUGCAUUGUUGUUGUUGCUGUUACUAUUUUUUGGCGGACGCCACAGAGUAAAGAAUGAAGAGGCGACUAUGGAGAAAAAAAAAACAACAGGUGUGGCAUUUACGAGGAUUUAUUUCUGAGGAUUUUGACUUUGAUUUCAAUAUCAAUUUCAGAAUCUAAUCGAUAUCAGAGUUGAUAAAAAUAUCCCAAAUGAUAUUCAAAAGAGCAAAAUGUUUUGGUAAUGAUGAACGACCAAAGUAGCACAUAUACAGCUCUGGAAAAAAAAAAUAAGAGACCUCUUAAAAAUGACGAGUUUCUGCUUGGAUUUUUGCACCAGAAGUAAAGGCAUAAAGUUAUCCAAAAGCAGUGUGCAAGACUGGUGGAGGAGAACAUGGGAAGAUGCAUAAAAACAGGGUUAUUCCACCAAAUAUUGAUUUUAGAACUCUUAAAACUAUCCUUAUGAAUAUGAUCUUGUUUUCCUUGCAUUAUUUAAGGUCUGAAAGCUCUGCAUCUUUUUUGUUAUUUUUUUCAUUCUCAUUUUCUGCAAAUAAAUGCUCUAAAUGACAAUAUUUUUAUUUGGAAUUCAGGAGAAAUGUUGUCCGUAGUUUAUAGAAAAAAACAUCAAAGUUCAUUUUACUCAAACAUAAACCUAUAAAUAUCUAAAUCAGAGAAACUGAUUUGAAAAAAUGGUCUCUUAUUUUUUUUCCAGAGCUGUGGGUGAAGUAAAACCAAAAUGAUAUAUGGUUUUAAAAACUGUAUUCAAAUAAAAAUCUGAAAAGGGUGACCCGCAAAAGUAUUCAGCCUCCUUAUAUCAGUACUUAGUAGAGUCAUCUCUCGCUGCAGUUACAGCUGCACGUCUUUUGGGGUUUGUCUCUACCAGCUUUGUGCAUCUAGAGACUGAGAUUUUUUGCUUAUUCUUCUUUGCAAAAUAGCUCAAGCUCAGCCAGUUGAAUGGAGAGCGUCUGUGAACAGCAGUUUUUAUGUCUCGCCACAGAUGCUUAAUGAGAUUUAGGUCAGGACUUUGACUGGGCCCUUCUAACUUUGAUUCUUUGAUCUAAAUCAUUUCACUGUAGCUCUGGCUGUAUGUUUUUAGGGUCAUUGUCUUGCUGGAAGGUGAAUCUCUUUCCCAGUCUCAAGUCUUUUCCAGUCUCCAACAGGUUUUCUUCCAGGAUUGUCCUGUAUUUCGCUCCAUCCAUCUUUAAAUAAUUUCUGAACAGAUUCUCUGUACCUGCUGAAGAAAAGCAUUCCCACGGCAUGAUGCUGCCACCACCAUGUUUCACAGUGGGGAUGGUGUGUUUAGGGUGAUGAGCAGUGUUACUUUUAAACCACACAUAGCGCUUUGUAUUUAGGCCAUAAAGUUGUUAUAUAUCUUUGACAUGUCCCCUACUUGUUUCAGAUUUUUAUUUGAUUAAACUUUCCACUUCACAA